AUGGCUACUCGGAGAUGUGCAGCGGUCGUCGUAGGAGCCGGUCCGGCUGGAGUUGCCGUCAUGGGAAACUUGUUGGAGCGCCAGCUGGGCACAAUCGCAUGGAUUGAUCCUUCUUUUGAGGCUGGGAGAGUCCAUAGCAAGUAUCGCGAAGUUCCCAGCAACACCAAGGUCUCAUUAUUCCAAGCAUACGCGAAAGCCACUCAGCCUUUUCAGAAAGUGAUUGAUAACACCAAAUCACCUAAUGCGUUCACCAAAUUGGGCAAGCUCGACCAAGACUCAACUUGCACCCUUGGUUUUGCAGCGGAUGUGGUCCGUGACCUGACAGCCGGUCUAAUGAAGAUGGAGCAAGUAUAUGCAUGCCACGGCGCUGUCAAAUCAGCCAACCUGAACGAAACGACCUCCAACUGGACCAUUUCCAUCAAACAGAAUUCAUCCGAAGACCUUGAGACCAUUGAGACUACCCGCCUGAUCCUCUGCACAGGCUCCUUCCCCACAACAGCCAGUAUUCCCGUCCCCGGACUGGACAUCCAGCGCUUGGACCUCGACGUAGUCCUCAAGCCCACCGAGCUAGCACAGACGCUCCCUUCAGACAGACCUAUCUCCGUCGCCAUCGUCGGUGCAUCCCACAGCGCCAUUCUCGCCAUCCUGAACCUCACCAAGCUCGCCCAAACCUCCCACCCUCUCCUGCGCAUCAGUUGGUUCACCCGUCACGCCCUCCGCUACGCAGAGUACAAGGACGGCUGGAUCCUACGCGACAACACCGGUCUCAAGGGCCUCGCUGCGGACUUUGCUCGCUCCGAGCUGGAAGACGAGAAGCUUCCCACUUCGCGCGCUGGCCAGGUCCUAGCCAAGAUAGACUGCGCUGGUGGCCAGGAGAUUGAGUCUGCUCAGUACCACAAGUACUUGCCCGCGUGCGACUAUCUUGUCCAGGCAGUUGGGUAUACUCGUACCUCGCUCCCUGCUCUCUCGAAGAAUGGCGCGCCCCUUCUUAUGAGCUUUGAUCAUGAUACUGGCAAGUUCCACGAGCCUGGUCGUUCAUCUGAUAUCCCCGGGCUGUUUGGUGCCGGUAUUGCGUUCCCUGAGCGGGUCGUGGACCCACAUGGUAAUGAGGAGUAUGCGGUUGGGUUCUGGAAGUUCAUGAAGUUCCUGAAGCGGGUCGUCCCGUCGUGGGUUGCGUGA
Penicillium egyptiacum is the source of this 1179-nucleotide messenger RNA. Lineage: Eukaryota; Fungi; Ascomycota; Eurotiomycetes; Eurotiales; Aspergillaceae. The record is from the annotation of a GenBank genome assembly.